Arabidopsis thaliana (thale cress) is the source of this 1919-nucleotide messenger RNA. RefSeq names its product ubiquitin-conjugating enzyme 34 (gene UBC34). Gene Ontology annotation, molecular function: ubiquitin conjugating enzyme activity. Bases 923 to 1636 code for a protein of 237 amino acids. The transcript has 10 exons. Lineage: Eukaryota; Viridiplantae; Streptophyta; Magnoliopsida; Brassicales; Brassicaceae. Gene Ontology annotation, cellular component: membrane. The record is from RefSeq and is marked reviewed. Gene Ontology annotation, biological process: negative regulation of stomatal opening; cellular response to water deprivation; protein ubiquitination.
CUAGUUUUUUUUCUUCUUCUGCAGCUAUUUUUUUUAUAUUUCAUGAAGAGAAGGAAAAAUUGAUUCCAAGAACCGGCACAGAUUCUUUGAUGAGUGGUGGAGAAUAAAGAAAUAGGGAAAAGUGCAUUACGCAAAAUAAUUAUUAAAUCAUUGAUCCUCUAAUAACGAACCGGAAUGGAUUAUACAAUACCGGUCUAACUUGUGUUGAAUUUUGUUCGGUUUAGAUAAACCAAGCGCGAGUUAGGCUAAUUCUUUCUCUCUCUACCCGCGGAGAAGGAGAAAGUGAGAUUAACGAGAAACCCCAAGAGAGAAAAUCUUCAUCGACAAAAUUCGAUUCAGCUGAUUCGAGUUUGGUUUGCCUAUCAUUGUUGCAAUUUUCUCGGUUCAAUCAAAGGAUUUUCUAGGUUGAUAUAUAAUUCCAGGGAUUUCCAGAUAAUUUCCUUUAAUUUGGUUGGAAUUCGAUUGAAUUUUCGUUGCUUUCAAUUGGUUUGCAGUGAUUUGGGUGAAAAGAUUUUUCCAAGCUCAUGGAAAUUGGGGAUUUUUAUUCAAAGGGUGUUUCUGGUGAUCAUAGAGUUGUUUGACUCAAGUUUCAUUUGAUCUUGUGUGUAUUUGGUUGGUUUUUCUUUUCAAUCAGGUCAUGAAAGUAUUGCAUAAUAGCUAGAAGUAUUGUUAUCUCUGUAUAUGUGUUGUGAGAUAGUACAAUUGGUAAAGUUUCCAUAUCAAUGGCACGAAAAUCAACUGCAAUUUACUCGUUUCGAUAUAUGUUUUUAUGUAGUUCAUAUAUGUAAUUCAGACAUAAGGGUUUUAUGUAGUCCAUCUCAUCAGUAGGUGGACUUUCACUCAUAUUUGUAUUUCGUUUUGUUGAUAAUGUUAAAUGGGUGUAACAGCUGCUGCAGCUAUUCACUUCGUCCAUAGCACGUAGAUGGCAGAAAAGGCCUGUAUAAAACGUCUUCAAAAGGAAUAUAGAGCACUUUGCAAGGAACCAGUCUCCCAUGUUGUUGCUCGUCCUUCCCCAAAUGACAUUCUCGAGUGGCAUUAUGUGCUGGAAGGCAGUGAGGGAACACCUUUUGCAGGUGGAUUUUACUAUGGAAAGAUCAAGUUUCCUCCCGAGUAUCCUUACAAGCCACCAGGGAUUACAAUGACUACACCAAAUGGUCGAUUCAUGACACAGAAGAAAAUUUGUUUAUCUAUGAGUGAUUUUCAUCCAGAAAGCUGGAAUCCGAUGUGGUCUGUAUCAAGCAUACUUACAGGACUUCUCUCAUUUAUGAUGGAUACCAGUCCGACAACUGGAAGUGUUAACACUACUGUAAUUGAGAAACAACGGUUGGCUAAGUCAUCUCUCGCUUUCAAUUGUAAAACCCCAGCAUUUCGAAAGCUAUUUCCAGAGUAUGUAGAGAAGUACAACCAGCAGCAACUAGCUGAGCAAGCUACCACACAACUGACAACACCAGAGUCUCCUCAAAAGAGCGAUACCAAAGUCGAGUCAGAGAAAACCAUCGAUCCAACAAAGGGAGAUUCAGAAGGUGGCUUGAAGGAGAGGAAAAAGAACAAUAAACAGGGAUUGCCAGCGUGGAUAAUACUGUUGCUAGUGUCGGUUUUCGGUGUGGUAAUGGCGUUGCCUCUGCUUCAACUGUGAUUUCUAUGCAACAAACCUCGACCUGGUUUUCGUAUAAUCUCUCCUUGUGUCUCUCUCUCUUCAGCAUCAAGAGUAGUCUCCUUUUGUCUAGUGCUCUUCGUCUGAAUUUACUCAUUUAGCACCUCAUGGUUUGUGCUUGUAAAAGCAGAUAACAUAAGUUUGGUUUCACAAUUACAUACAUAUUGUAGCUUCGUUGGAACUACUUUGUAUAGUAUAUAUGAAUUGAGGAUAAUGGUUUGGAUUUGAAAAAUAGAACCGUAUGGUUUUCAAAUUGUACUUCUCC